Messenger RNA from Lachancea meyersii CBS 8951, 1041 nucleotides. NCBI's taxonomy places the organism in Eukaryota, Fungi, Ascomycota, Saccharomycetes, Saccharomycetales, Saccharomycetaceae. The record is from the annotation of a GenBank genome assembly.
AUGACUGAGACUCAAGGGCCUUUGGACACUCUCCCAGAACAGAAUUAUCCACCGUUGAUCACUCACAAUAAUUACUGGGGAACAAAACAGCUGAUUAACCAGGUGGUAAGUGAAGAUCAAGAGUACGUGAGUUGGAAGCUCAAGGAUGUACGAACGGGAGGAACCAUGAACGCUUACCUAAAUGGUUUCCAUAAUAAUCAUUCGGCAGGGACACAAGAUGGUGCUAGGAGUUUCGACUUUUCUAGCUGUUCACAACACUCUAAGAGCAAUUCUGGAAAGAUCAAGAAGACAGCACGUAUAAACUCAGUACCGAAAAAUCUACGUUUUCCAAGAGAAAUUCACGACGAGCAGCUUGCUAGAUUACCACAUUCCAAAUCUUUGGACCAAUCUGAACAACUGAACCUACUUUUGACCAAUUUGGACGAGGACCAAAUGAAUAGGUUUGAGGUGUUCCGCAGAACGUCAUUGGCCAAAAAUAAUAUCAAAAAGAUUUCAAGCAUUGUCACCAACCAAACCGUUGCUGCUAAUAUCAACCUCUUGUUGGCCGGUGUGGGUAAAAUAUUUGUAGGCGAAAUUGUGGAAAAAGCUCAAGAGGUCAAAAAACGGAAUCUAGUUGCGCUUAUGGCUUCUGUCUUUAGAGAGAAAAAACUGGCAGCACAUAAAUUGAAAAAAACCCUCAAGAAACUUACAAUGUUGGUCGAUAACUCUGGUGCGUCUUUGGAUGAUAGUGCCGAUGAGAACGAGACUGACGAAUAUGAGGACGAAAAUGACGAGAAACUUAUGAAACAAACUGAUAACUAUAAUGAGAUUGUGAGGUCAGGAGUAAAUUCUGAAGACAAUCGCAUCGGCCUUAUUAAACACUACAACCGAUUGGUUAAAUCGUUCAAUGCCUUGGAUGUGAGUGUAGAGAAAUAUGCGAAUAGUCCCAUUUUACCCGAGCAUAUACGUGAGGCUUGGAGGCUUUACAGGACUGAAAACGACACAGUUCCGCAGUCUACUUGGAGAACACAAGGUGAGGGAAAUGGAUGGAUGUUCAGAUAA